Molecule: messenger RNA, 3940 nt
Organism: Galeopterus variegatus (Sunda flying lemur)
Lineage: Eukaryota; Metazoa; Chordata; Mammalia; Dermoptera; Cynocephalidae
Gene: RNF44
Product: ring finger protein 44
Exons: 12
Coding region: 277-1575 (432 amino acids)
Source: RefSeq, a predicted model, not a curated record
GAGACUGGCCGCGCGUGGGCCUCGCGAAGCAGACGCCGUCGGGCGGACAACAAAGAGAGAGGGCCCCGGAAGGAGCCGGGCUGCCCCCGGACCGGGGGGUGGGGAGGGGAGCACAUUGUUCGGAAGGGCGGGGCUCUUAAAGGGUCCAGGCAGCGCCCCCCCGCCCCCCUGCUCAGCUUGGCCGUCCUAGAUCGGGAACAAAGGAGUCAACUUGUGGCCGGGAGGCCGAAGGGUUGUGAGGCCCCGGCCCAGCUGCUCCACCCCCUUGCCCCCCUGAUGCAACCAUGGGCUCUGGCAGCGACUAGGUGGCCACGCUCUGUCCCGGUGGGCCAGCGGCGAUUCUCUGCAGGACCCAGUAGCACUCCGGGUCAGCUCUGGGGAAGCCCCAGCCACGAGGGCCUCCUGGCCAGCGCACCUGCCCAGGAUGAGCGCUUACCCUCCCAGCAGCCGCUGCCCCGACCACCACACCUCCCUGUAGAGGAGCACCGAGCCUCGGCUCCUGCCGGCGGGAGCCCCCGAAUGCUGCACCCAGCUACUCAGCAGAGCCCGUUCAUGGUUGAUCUCCAUGAGCAGGUGCACCAGGGACCCGUCCCUCUAUCCUACACAGUCACCACAGUGACGACCCAAGGCUUCCCCUUGCCUACAGGCCAACACAUCCCUGGCUGCAGUGCCCAGCAGCUCCCAGCAUGCUCCGUGAUGUUCAGUGGGCAGCACUACCCCCUCUGCUGCCUCCCACCCCCGCUGAUCCAGGCAUGCACCAUGCAGCAGCUCCCUGUGCCCUAUCAGGCCUACCCCCACCUCAUCUCCAGUGACCACUACAUCCUGCACCCCCCACCGCCAGCUCCACCCCCCCAGCCUACCCACAUGGCGCCUCUUGGGCAGUUUGUAUCGCUGCAGACCCAGCACCCACGUAUGCCCCUACAGCGGCUUGACAAUGACGUGGACCUGCGGGGGGACCAGCACCCUCUGGGUAGUUUCACCUAUUCCUCCUCUGCUCCUGGCCCAACCCUGUCCACCUCAGUGCCCCUGCACUACUUGCCCCACGAUCCUCUGCACCAGGAGCUGUCUUUCGGUGUGCCAUAUUCGCACAUGAUGCCGCGGAGACUGAGCACCCAGAGAUACCGCCUGCAACAACCGCUGCCCCCCCCNNCCCCCCCACCCCCUCCACCACCUUAUUACCCCAGCUUCCUGCCCUACUUCCUCUCGAUGCUGCCAAUGUCACCAACAGCGAUGGGGCCCACCAUCAGCCUGGAUCUGGAUGUGGAUGACGUAGAGAUGGAGAACUAUGAGGCCCUUCUGAACCUGGCCGAGCGGCUGGGAGAUGCCAAGCCCCGAGGCCUCACCAAAGCAGACAUAGAGCAGCUCCCAUCAUACCGCUUUAACCCGGACAGCCAUCAGUCAGAGCAGACACUGUGUGUGGUCUGCUUCAGUGAUUUUGAGGCGCGCCAGCUGCUCCGAGUCCUCCCCUGCAACCAUGAGUUCCACACCAAGUGUGUUGACAAGUGGUUGAAGGCCAACCGGACGUGUCCCAUUUGCCGGGCCGACGCCUCGGAAGUGCCCAGGGAGACUGAGUGAGGCCCCACAGCUGCCCAGGAGAACCCUGCUCGAAGCUCUGGAAACUUGAGGGGGGACCUGGGGAGGGAGUAGCCCAGGCCUGCCUGGUUGUUCCCACCUGCAUUUUCAGAGCUGGUGCCAGGGUUGGCCCUGUGAGAAGCCCUUGCAAUAAGCCCCUGCAUUUGCCAAGCUCCAAAGACUCCUUCCCUGAUCUGCCUGCCUGUCCGCCUGCCGUGGAGCUGCCUGAGUGUCCCUAACUCGGUCUCCCGCCUGUUGGCCCUUGGUUCCUUCUCCGUUUUCCUGCUGGCACUGGGAGCCAGGGGUCCCUUCCCCCAGUGUGGCUGGUAGAGGUCCUUGGCCCCAGCAUGGGCAAAGGAGGCACCAUCCUGGGUCAUCUGGUCUCUUGCACUGAAAUGGUGUGUCCUCUGUCCAAGUGGUGCGUGGACAGAUGGUGGCAUGAAGCCAUUUCCUGAGUUCUAGGGCUGAGUACUUCCACCUUGACCCCACACAGCCUCAGCCAGCCAGCUCUGCCUAGUCUGUUGUGAGGGGUGGGUCUGGCUCCCUAGAGGACCCUCACUCCAGGCACAACAUUCCAGCCCCACAGGCUGGAGGGCAUCCUAGGCAGGCCUCUUGAGCAAAUGGGAGACAGGCCUCAAGCUGGGGCACCUGUAUCCUGAGGGGGCCUGAGCUGUGCUGGGGAGAGUGAGCCCCUGUAUUCCUGGUGGCGACCGUUCCACAAGUGACAGGGCCAGACCCAUGCCCAGUUUCCCCUCUCUGUUGUUUUGCAUGAAUGUGAGGAGCAGCAGUUUUUGUUUAUUCAUUUGGCCCAAAGUCACGUGUAGGAUUUGGGGGUAUGGAUAUUUAAGAGAAUUUAUUUUCUUUUAUUUUAAUGGGGGUUAUAGGGACCAACCAGGACUGAGUGCCCAGGGGGCAGAGAAGUGCCCAGUGGGGCCGCCUGGUCUGCAUGCAUGUGUGCGGCUGGGGCUGGGCUGGGCAGCUGGCGGUCAUGGGGCAGGGUUGGGGGUCUGUGCUCAGCUGAUAACUGCCAUGCACUGUACUGCACAUGUCCCUAGAGCCUACUGGGACCGUAAGCUUUUCAGGGCAUUUCUCCCUCUCCAGUCAGGGAGCGUCUCCCACCUGCCUGGUGAGUUUCCUCCAAGGAAGUCCCAGGAGGACAGGGUCGGUGGUGGGGGGGUGCCUCCCAGCCUGACCACUGCCCUCCAGGGUCUGGAGGAGGCCCCUGUAGGGUCUGGCUGAGUCCCUACCUUCUCUCCUCCCAUUCCUUUCCUUUCCAAACCCCAGCUGGGGUUGCUACCCUGAACGAACCGCGUGUGGGGCCGGCACAUCCUAGCAGGCAGCCCCUGGCGCCUGCUGCCUCAGGGAUGCUCCAACCACCCUCGUUCUCCCCGCAGCAGCCCUGGCUUCCCACCUCCCCCUCUCCUUGCCCCCCAAGUCUGCCAUGGGGCCCGUCAGCCUGGUCCCACCCCCAUGGAGAACCCAAAGUCUUACUGUAUAUAACUCCAGGUGACAUUUCUAUAUUUAUAGCAGUGUUGAAAACCCAUGUGUUUUACACAGAGAACCACCCUCUCCACCCCUCUUCCCUUCCCCACCCCAACAAAAGGUUUUCAAAACCCUAAGGUUCCUGGGGCAGGCAGAAACAGGCUCAUGGAUUCUGUGUUGGCUGUAGCAAUGAUUCCAAUAAGCAGCUAUGGGGGGAGAGGGAAACACAACAUUAAAAAAUAAAAUCAUCAUUAAAAAAAGAUUUAUGAAACGAUUACUUUAGGAUGUUUGUGAUUUGCCGACCUUGCUAUAGAUGCCAUGUUACCAAUGAUUUCCUGUGGUGGGGGCUUGUCAUUGUUUACUCUUUUAUUUACCAACUUCUGGCCUAGGCAUGACAGUGGGCACCUUCCCCCAGCCCUGGCUGGGCCCAACGCCUGUGUUCUGUGUUAGAAAGGUCAUACACACACAUAUAUGUAUAUAUAUAUAUAUAUAUCAUAUAUAUAUAUAUAUAUAUAUAAUUACAUAUAUAUAUAAAUAUAUGUAAUUUGGGGGCCCUGUUCCUUGCACAUUUUACAGUUACCUCAUUUUUCCCAUGUAUGUAUUUGAGAAAAUGCUAAUAUAUAGAGAGAAAAAAAUGGUUCUUAAAGCUUAAAUGUGUGGUUUUUUCCAUUCCAUUGGAUUCACAUUGGUUUGUAGCAUUUAACAUAACUAGUAUGUUGUAUUAUAUAUAUGUGUAUACUGAUUGAAAUUUUUAACAGAUUUGUACUUUUUUUAAAAUGAAAGUUGCUAGUUCUGCUUGACCAAGUAGUGCAAUCAUUAUUUUUUUUAAUAUUGUUGCUGAUUUCAGAGGGAUAUUCACUAAUAAAUGUAUGAUGUAUACCAAGUA